CGGAUGUUCUGGCCAAGCUUGUGUUCUUCCGACAUGUGUGACGACAAUGAUGAACCUGGCGACCGACACGGUUAUACGGGACAAACUGUGUGCGCGUCAGGACCUUUGGAAGGCAGUACUGGACCUUAUGACACAACACAAAGAGCGUUUGGACCAGCCAAUCAGUGUGGAGCUUGUGGAGUCGUUACUAGGCCUCCUGUCUAACCUGACCUUCACAGUGUCCCAACACCACAAGGAACAAGCUGUCACCAUCUGUAAACAGUGCCUCGAGUUCUGUACAAAGUUCAAACACUACAAACUGAUCGUAUCGCGCAGCUUAGGUGUACUCAGUCACAUACUUCCCAAUUCAAUACCGUCUGUUGACUGGCUCUGUACGGAGAACGGUGCAGAAGUCCUGAUGUACCAUGUGAAG
This is a messenger RNA of Mizuhopecten yessoensis (Yesso scallop), 412 nucleotides long. RefSeq lists its product as uncharacterized. The annotation marks the transcript as partial. Lineage: Eukaryota; Metazoa; Mollusca; Bivalvia; Pectinida; Pectinidae. The record is from RefSeq and is a predicted model, not a curated record. The transcript has 2 exons.